Cyphellophora attinorum is the source of this 327-nucleotide messenger RNA. RefSeq lists its product as uncharacterized. Bases 1 to 327 code for a protein of 108 amino acids. The record is from RefSeq and is a predicted model, not a curated record. Gene Ontology annotation, molecular function: oxidoreductase activity. NCBI's taxonomy places the organism in Eukaryota, Fungi, Ascomycota, Eurotiomycetes, Chaetothyriales, Cyphellophoraceae. The transcript has 2 exons.
AUGCCUGUCCGCAUCACCUCCAACUCUCAUCCCCAGAUCUUUCUCAGCACUCCAUCUGCACGUCAACUGCUGCUGAAGUACUCCCAGUACCACAUCUCUGCGCCACUCACCACUGCACUUCGUACGGGCGCCCACGCUCUGAAUGUCGAGCCUGAAUUCAGUGGCGCUGCGGAAUUUUGGGUAGAGAAGCUGGAAGACUUCGGGGCGAUCUUCACGGAUCCGGUCUAUCUCAAGGAUGUUAUUCCAGACGAGGAGAGCUUCCUCAAACGAAGCGAGAGUGUCAUGUUUGUGGGAGAGGAGCAAGUCAAGUUCGUGGCAGGUCGAUAG